Pogona vitticeps (central bearded dragon) is the source of this 4468-nucleotide messenger RNA. It is a transcript of the gene ENG, whose product is annotated as endoglin. The record is from RefSeq and is a predicted model, not a curated record. Lineage: Eukaryota; Metazoa; Chordata; Lepidosauria; Squamata; Agamidae. Gene Ontology annotation, biological process: vasculogenesis.
CCCUCGUGAGGGAGUCGAUUUCCUGCCUCAGUGGAUCAUGAGGGCCGAGCCCAGCCAGAGCUGAGCAUUUGGAAGGCGGGAGCCGUGAGGAGACAAGGCAAGCAGCUCGGAUCCUGGAGACCCCCCUGCACCCCCUAGUUUGGGGUCUCCUCUUCCUCAGCCUCUUCACCCAGGUCCCCUGAUCUUCCGAUCAAGGCUGGAGUGGAGAGGCGCCAGGCUGAACCGCCUGCAUUCCCCGCGUCCUGUCGCAAAACGCCGCGGCCCGGCGGAAAGCCGCUCGCCCAGACCCCUGCCUCUGGACACCGGCUAAGAGGAGCCGAGGGGGUGUGCUGAGGGGCAGCCAGGACUGGACAAGACCCCCCUGGGCAUCAUGAAGAUGGUGUGGCACCUAGCCGGACUCCUGCUGGCCUCUGGUGCCAUGAUCCUGAGCGCAAGUCCAGCGACGAUGCCCAGCUGCACUCUACAGCCGCUCACGGAAAACAGAGACACCAAAGUCCUCUAUACAACCAGCAAGGUCACCAGCGGAUGCACAAGCCGGGGUCCGGAAGACCUCGACGUCCACGUCCUUUACUUGAACACAUCCAAGCUAUCUAUUCUCCAGCUCAAUCUGAAUGUAGCCGCCGCAGCCAGAAACCGGAAAACGGUGUUUGUACUGAACUCUGUGACGUAUGCCUUUUGGAAAGUAAAUAUGGAGGACCAUCAACUUCCUCUGUCAUUUGCGGUCAGCAAUGGUCACAUUAAUGCCACCGGCGCUGAAAUCAACAGCAUCAAACCAACGUCGUCUAGUCAUGAUCUCCUUGCUUGGGCCAAAGCCGAGUAUGGGGGUGUCUCGUCUUUCGCUGAAUUGGAAACCCCAGAGAGUAUUAAUUUUCAUGUAGGCAAAGUGCUCAGCUCCAACGAGGAUUGUGUUCCUGGGAGAGAUUUCGACGCCAAACAAUAUUUGGAAGCCAGUUUUGCAUCCCAUAAUAUCAGGAGCUGUUUGCCCCCUGGUGGACACCAUGAGAAAGAAGCCCAUAUCCUAUGGCUAAAGCAGCCUCCACCAGAAUCUGGGAAACAAGAGGUGGGGGUGGAUAUAAAAGUCACCUGCAGAGCAGGAACCUCGGCGACCCUCCCUGAGAUGCUGCUGGUCCUCAAAAGCCACGACCGUCUUCUCUGGAGCUUUGGACAGAUGCCAGGCACCAUCAAACUAGCGGUAUCCGGGAAGUACUCCCUUAAGAUGUUCAAUUCCCCAGAACUGGAAGGCGAACAGCUGCCGGCCAGCGAGGAAGGCCUGAUCCAAGCGGCCCAUGGCAAAGACUUUGCAUCCAUUGCUUCGUUCACAGAGGUCCCCUCCGCUAAAAGCCUCACCCUGGAGCUGGUCCAGGACUGUGUUGGAUCGACAAAACAGGCGGUGUCCAAACCUCCAACAGAAGCCCCGAGCCUGAUUAAGAUGAUCCAGAAUCUGGUAACCGAAUGCCAGCCGUGGAGAUGUUUGGAUAACACCAUGGAGAUCGCUUUGCCCAAGGACUCCCUGAAGCAUUUACAGAGUUUGCUGCAAGUCAGCGAAGUCACGCUGCAGGACGCCAGCUGCAAAACCACCGACAAUUCCACCCACUUUGUCUUGAAAAGCCUGUUGGAAAGCUGCUCCACCGCCGUGGAAGGCGGCGUCCUGGCCAAGAACAAGCUGGUCUUCAGCCUGGCUCCGCUUACAGAAAAAGUAACGGUUCCUUUCGAAUGCACUCUCCCGGAGAAAGUUUUCCUCCAGCUUUAUCCCACGCCAGAUUUCAGUUCAACGCAGACGACUGUGAUCAGAGUCAACGAAGCCACCUACGUCCAGCUCUCGCUCCGGACUGCGAACAAGGAGGCUGAGGUGGAAGUUGAAGAUUGCUCUCUGUACACCUCACACCAAGCGUCCCCGCAGCUGCUGAUUUCCAGGCGGAAGCCCCAGAGCUAUGCGGUGAAGUUCCUCACCUCGCCCAGCCCUAAGAUCCAUCGGUUCAGUUUCGUCUACAAAGUCGCAGGGGAGCAGUGGUCUGUGGCGCCGGCCACUCUCGUCUGCAGGCUCUGGGUGAACAGCGAGUCUCAAGGACCCCAUGAAUUCGAAAGUGUUUUAGAGGUGACUUUGAAGAACCCCAAUAUUCCAAUCCGCGGCCAAGAACUGAAGAUCGGGACUGUGCUGGGAAUAACUUUCGGUGCCUUUUUAAUCGGAGUCCUGCUCACCGGGGCCCUUUGGUACAUCUACUCCCAUACUCGCUCAACAGCCAAGAGGCCCCCGGUGUCGGCCGACCCGCCUGCUUCGGAGAGCGGCAGCACCAACCCCAGCAUCGGAAGUACGCAGAGCACUCCAUGCUCCACCAGCAGCAUGGCAUAGCAGCCCCACACACACACACACACACGUGCCCCCACCCCACCCCCAGAAAUCCAAGAGGUGGACGGGACUGUCUGUUGAUGCUUUCACGGAGAGGGUGGGCCAGAACGACAGAUGAGUCCAGCUGCUCGAGACCGACACUCCUUUUAUCCAAAGAGGGUGGGUGGGGGAAAAAUGUACACAAAACCCAGAAGCCACACCUUCCCACCCCGUCAAGGUGGAACUGCAAAAGUGGUCCUGUUUGUGACUAGCAUCUCAAAGGCUGUUGACACCCAAGCGCCCAAGAUGUACAGGAAACCAGAACUUGUGAACAGCCGGUUCAUCGUUGACAUUGUGGCUCAUCCAGGUUGACCGGACCCUGGUUCUUCCUUGGAAAGAUGGACAUGGACAACCCCGUGAUGUUGGAAGUCACAAGGCAUGUGAUCGUUCCAGAAAAGGGGGGUGUGUCUAGCAAGGUCCUAACCGUCUGAUCGGUGGCAAAUUGAGAUGGGUUGGAAAGUCAGUCACUGGUUUGUAUUUAUGUGUUUCCGUCGGCACCGUCCAAAGUCUGGUUAAGGCAGUUUUAGGAUCAGGACUGGCCUUACUUCCAAAAGAGAGACAAAUUAAGAUUUAGGGAGGAUCUCCGUUCCUGCUUAUGGCCAGGAUCUUAAGCAUGAUGUGACGCCCUGUAAUUUCCCCAGAUUCUACACCCUGCUUAGAAUUCAGCUCAACGUUUAUCUCAGCAUCUCCAUUUCUCUCCUCUGCUUGAUUGAGGUCAAUAACCAGAGGUUGGAAAAAUUGUAAUUUGGGGGGAACUUAACACAUUCCAGAAUCCUUCAGCCAACAUAAGUUGACUCAGCAGUUCUGGAAGCCAUCAACCAAAAAAAUCUAAUUUUUCUGAGCUUUUUUUUCUGAGUGGUCUGUGGGAGAAGGAGGACGUUAUGCAACACAUAACAUGAAAAUGUUCCCGAAAGAGGAGGAAAAGUAUUGCUGCCCCAUCCUCCCACUCCCGGGGGGGGUGGACGGGCAAGACAAAUAAGUUGUUGAGAGAUCUUUAGGGACAGGAGAGAAGCUGUGUGUUCGGUCUUUACUAAUCUCAAAACUCAAGCUAACCAGACUCGGUUUUGAAAUACUUAUUACUGUACUUAUAUAAAUAGUUAUACAUAGAAUAUAUUUUGUUAUCUGUGUAUACGGGACUGUAUUGCUAUGUCUACUCAUGUUUUCUUCUCUCAUAUUUCAUAUGGAAGGGGAAGGAUUUCUGCCAAGUUGUACUUUUCAAGAAAUUACAAUGUUGUGACUGGAAAUGGGAGAAGUUCACUUUAUUUUUUUUAUUUUUUGGAGAGGGUCGAUUUCCCAAAAUUCUUGUGGGUUUCCAGAAAGUGUAGGCUGCAAAAGGGACAUAAACGGGUGGGAGGAUAACAGGGCAUUAAUUCCGAUGGGAAGCAAAAGGCGGAGUAUUUGGGCGAGGAUGGAAGGGCUGUGAAGGGUGUAGAGGAAAAGCAACCUCAAAUUCACGUGCCCGAGCGAUAUCCUUUAAAAGGGGCUGAACGGACCCACAGAAGUGCAUAGGAAUGGUCCUUAUGGCAAGAUGCUAACCUCGUGAUCUCUCCUGAGAGAAGCCAGGCGAAGCUAUUGUGCCGAAAACCACCUGAACCUUUUGGCACCUUGAAAGACUACCAGUUUUUCUUAGGAAUAAGUUCUUCCAGACCACUGCCAACUUCAUCAGGCAACAUCAACUGUUUCUCCUUGCUUUUGAUGUCAUCAAUCUACUCUGCGGUGGGAAAUGGGGUGCUCAAGGUUUACGUUGUCCCUCUUUCAUGGGGUUCAGCGAUCAAACCUCCAGAAGCCCACCUUCAAAACUAGAGGCUUGUUAAAACAACUGUUGUGGAUCAAAUCUGAGAAGGCUAUAGUCCACCAGUCCGACCACCACAGUUCCCGUGUCUUGUUUCGAACACACCCUCUAAUUUCAAAGGACCCCUCGUUAGCAGGCUUACAUGGUGGGCCCCUUCUUUCCCAACGCAAUUGGCGUUAAGGGAGACCAACGCCUUGAUGACGCCAACUCUGUAUUUUGAUCCGUGUAAAUAUUCUUGAGUGAAACCAACUGUAACCUCAGUUAUUGUAUAAAUAUAUUAUUGUGUCGGA